CGUGUUUUUAAAAAAAUUGCAUUCAUUUUAUUGGCAUUUAAUUGCAUUUCUUGCAUACUACUGAAUAAUUAAAACAUUUCUUUACUUUGUUACUUACAAAGCAGAAUGUCGUCUAUAGAUUUCGACCCUGCGAUAAAGUUAUGCUUAAAAUAUUUGCAUUCAAGUGCAUCUGAUUCCACUGAACAACUGCGGUUGACUUUAGAUGACCACAUUCGUCAGACUUAUGGAAGUUCUAAAACCCUUGGCAACGUUUUACCGAAGAAGUAUUUGGCUGAGGAAAAGUUGGAAUCACCAAGAUCUAAACAUAAGACCGAAAAAUCAUCUACUACCAAGACUGUGGCUCUGCCUCAACAAAGUCCACAGCAAAUACAAAUACCCGAGCGUGAAAACGAUGACGGAUCUGUUAUUGAUGGAGAGUUAUCUCUGGAUUUAUUAGAAGAAGAUUUGACCUGUGCUGUAUGCAGACAGAUAUCAGUUCAAGCUGGCAAUCGCUUGGUGGAAUGUGAUGUAUGCUGUGCUCUUUAUCAUCAGGAUUGCCACAAGCCUGUAAUCAGCGACAACGAUGUAGCAGCAGGGUGGCAAUGUGCUUCUUGUUUGGCAUCACAAGGGAUUACUGGAAAUUACAUCAAGGCUACCCCCAAGUCUCCUUCUAACAUAUCGGGUUCCUCUACUCCGGUUAAGAUAUCCUCAAGUAGUUCCUCUUCCUCAUCUCCUUCUAAAGUGGUGACUCCCAACAUCAACAUUAUAUCUGCUGAUAAGAGAUUGCAGAUCAUGAAGAAGAAGGCUGCUAAGCAACAUGAAAAGAAGAAAUCUAAAUGAUAAUAACUCUUUGUUUCUUAUGAAACAAAGUAAAAAUCAAGUGGCAUGUGAUGCCAGUGUAAGAAUAAGCUCAGGAAACUGAAAUACAGUAUAUAUAUUUUUUUCUUGAUUACUGAGGAAUGUAGUUAUUAUUAAAAAUAAUUUAAACUUAGCACAUAUUGGUAAGAUUGUGUAGUAUAACUAUUUUAUAGUUUCAAUCUCAUACAAAUUUAUUAUUGUUUAUAUUGUCUGUCUACUAUAUUACAAAAAUAAAGAUGGGUAGUUAAUAUUCUA
Messenger RNA from Spodoptera littoralis (African cotton leafworm), 1092 nucleotides. NCBI's taxonomy places the organism in Eukaryota, Metazoa, Arthropoda, Insecta, Lepidoptera, Noctuidae. The record is from the annotation of a GenBank genome assembly.